Messenger RNA from Setaria italica (foxtail millet), 3152 nucleotides. RefSeq names its product glutamate receptor 2.4. Lineage: Eukaryota; Viridiplantae; Streptophyta; Magnoliopsida; Poales; Poaceae. The coding region runs from base 22 to 2943 and encodes 973 amino acids. Gene Ontology annotation, molecular function: glutamate-gated receptor activity. The record is from RefSeq and is a predicted model, not a curated record. Gene Ontology annotation, cellular component: plasma membrane. The transcript is spliced from 5 exons.
GUCGUCACUAGCUGGAUAUCGAUGUACCCUGGAGGAAUGAGGAUGAUAAGCCGCAGAAGUAAUGGCGCCGUCGUCCCGGUGCUCGUGGUGCUGUCCUCGUGGCUCUUAUACGUGCUUCUCUACGUGAUGAGCCACGAAUCCAAGCUCGGGGAGGCUCAGAGCUCGGGCACGCCUUCGAGGGCCGUGCAGGUCGGGGCGCUGCUCGACCUCGGGACGGCCGGCGGGAAGGCGACCAUGGCGACCAUCUCCCUCGCGCUCGAGGACUUCUACGCCUCGCAGCCGGGAUCCACCACCACGGUGGCGCUGCACGUCGCGGACUGCGAGGACGACGAGAUCACCGCGACUUCGGCUGCAAUAGACCUGCUAAAGAACUUCAAAGUUCAAGCAAUCAUUGGCCCAAAGACAUCAACACAGGCGAGGUUCAUGAUUGGCAUCGGCAACAAGACAAAUGUUCCCAUCUUGUCAUAUUCGGCUACUAGUCCUUACUUGUCAGCUAAGCACUCCAAGUACUUCGUUCGCACUGCCCUGGAUGAUUCCUCCCAGGUCCCAGCAAUUGCUUCUCUGGUUCAACUCUUCAACUGGCACCAAGUCGUACCCAUAUACGAGGACUCUGACUUCGGUAGAGGCAUUAUACCACACCUUGUGGAUGCUCUCCAAGAUAUUGAUGCGCACAUCCCAUACCGAAGCGUCAUCCCUUCAGUUCCUACUGAGGAUCAGAUAAAGGCGGAGCUAAACAAGCUCAAGACUAUGCAGACACGAGUCUUUGUCGUGCAUAUGUCAUCUGAUAUUGCCGCACGCCUAUUUGUCCUUGCUCAUGAUGCUGAGAUGCUUACUGAUGGUUAUGCUUGGAUUGUGACUGAUAGUGUAGGAAACAUGUUUAGCUCCUUCGAUCAGAGAACGAUCAAUUCAAUGCAGGGAGUUCUUGGCGUGAGGCCUUAUGUGCCACCAUCGGACAAGCUUAUCAACUUCCCUCCUUGGUUUGUUGCACGGUACCGACAACAGAACCCUGGUGCACCUGACCCAGCAAAUCCAAACGUGUUCCAUCUGUGGGCUUAUGACACUGCAUGGGCAAUCGCAACAGCUCUAAGGAAGGUUGGUCCCCUUACACUAGGCUUUCAAAUGCCAUCACCACAAAACAGCAACAGCUCAAAUGAUCUGAGUAUGCUGGGUGUGUCACAAGAUGGACCAGGUCUUAUUAACGCCAUUAGAGCCACUAGGUUCCAGGGCAUAUCAGGUGAUUUUGUUCUUGCCGAUGGUCAGCUGCAGGCAUCAGUAUUUGAGAUAUUUAAUGUGAUUGGCAAUUCAUAUCAAAAUGCUGGGUUCUGGACACCAAAGUUUGGCCUAAGUAAGAACCUCAUUGUAUCUUCUGGUCCAAGUCGUACUGUUGGAUUGAAUAUGGUGCUUUGGCCUGGUGGUUCAGUACAACCUCCUAGAGGUUGGGAGUGGCCGGUGGCUGGAAAGAAGUUGCAGAUUGCUGUGCCAGUAAAGCCAUCUGUCAACCCAUUUGUGAAUGUUAAGAAGAAUGUGGCUACUGGAAAGUUUGACGUGACUGGAUAUUGCAUAGAUAUCUUUGAAGCUGUCAUGCGAGAGAUGCCAUAUGCUGUCCCCUAUGAGUAUGUACCUGUUGUGGACCCUAACAUAGCCACCAACAUAACCCUGUCAUACAGUGAGAUAUGUUAUCAGGUUUCCCUGAAGAAAUAUAAUGCGAUGGUUGGGGACACCACAAUAAUCAUAAAUCGCUCCAAGUUAGUUGACUUUACUUUACCUUACACUGAAUCGGGGGUGCAGAUGGUCGUAACCAUGAGGGAGAACUGGAGCAAGAGCUUGUGGGUUUUUCUGAAGCCUAUCGAACCAAUCCUAUGGGCAGCCUUCUUGGCUGUUUUUGUGAUUACAGGUUUUACCAUAUGGUUUGUUGAGCACAAUGGAAGCAGAUAUUUUGGUGGGCGCCCUUGGAAUCAGUUUGUCAACAUUGCUUAUUUCAGCUUCCAGGCACUUCUUGCUGUUCCAAGGGACCCAAAAUUGAAGAAAUGGCUAUCGAAAUUUGCGCUCAUAAACUUCCUGUUGCUGGUUUGGUUGUUGGAGAAACUCUAUAGUGCAAGUUUGACUUCCAUGAUGACAGUACGACAACUCCAACCAACAGUUGCCGACUUGAAUCAGCUUAUUAGUAAUGGAGAAUAUAUUGGUUACCAAAGUGGGUCUUUUGUGAAAGAUCUCUUGAAGAGCCUUAAUGUGGAUGAGCGUAAAAUUAGAAGCUACCGAACCGAUCAGUAUGCUGAGGCACUGAUGAAAGGGAGUUGGAACGGUGGUGUUGCAGCAGUAGUUGAUGAGAUACCGUACCUCAAGUUGUUUAUGUCCAAGCAUUGCAGGAACCACAGUAUCAUUGGUCGUGUUUACAAGACUGGUGGAUUCGGCUUUGUCUUCCCUAAGGGCUCUCCGCUUGUUGCUGAUGUGUCCCGGGCUAUACUAAAGGUGACAGAAGGGGAUGAGAUUGUGGGCAUUGAGAGGAAGUGGUUGGGACUGGACAAGGUGACCUGCAACAGCAUGACGAACGCCCUUGAGAUGGGCUCUGUUGUUACCUGGAGCAGUUUAAAAGGAGUGUUCUUUAUAACCUUUGGUCUAUGGGGUAUUGCGGGCAUCAUUUACAUAGUCAUUAAGUUUUGGCCAUGGAGGCAAACAGAAAGCACAGUCCAGGAAGCCAUCGCUGAACUUGUUCUUGAGCACUCCAAUGGCGAUGAGCAGGAUGAUACGAUAUGGCCAAUUGAAAGAAAUAGCCAUCUAGUAUUUCACCUACGUGGCCAUCCACCACAAGCACAAGUAGCAGGACCUCAAGGAGAUCCAGCUGAACCACCACCAGCACAGGUAGCAGGGCCACUGCAAGCACCGGUAGCAGGACCUCAAGGAGAACCAGCAGGACCAGGAGGGCACCAGGAGCAACGAAAUUGAAGCUGAAUCAAGAGCAUGGUGGGCACCAAGAGCAACGAAAUUGAAGCUGAACAACGAAAUGAACAUGGGCAUACUUUUCUCAACAAUUGUGUUCUUUUUCUCUGUGUUUGUGAAGUGUUAGUAUCUGUUACUUCAUUUGUUUUUUUGGGCAAGUCGCUUCAUUCAACUUGUCUGUCUUGGACAUGUAAUUUUCUAAAAUAAUUUGCAAA